UUCGUCUGUCCCGCUCGCAAGCAAAGUCUAGAGAGCCUGUCUGGCAUGGAGAAGUUCCACACUUCCACCAUUCUGUGCGCAAGGCUGCCGACAAUUUCUUUAUAAAAUCCCCCGCUUCUCUUAGCGUGUUGGAAAAAUCCCCAAACAUGUUGUCUUUCCACCAGGAGAUGAAGGCGACCCGUCUACUAAUCGCUCCUGUUAUAGGAAAAGAUGCCACAGGAGUUGGUGGGAAAGGACGUAUAUUGUCUUUGCAACAUCCAAAAUCAGGUUCAAGGACAAGUUAUAUGUUAAUUGAUGGAUCUCUUCAAGAAUUUCAAUGGUUCAAGCAAUCUUAUGGCUCUUGGUUCAUAGGAGAUUAUGUUUGUAAAGAUGGAAGUUUGUAUAUUGCCACUCCAAUUGACACCGUAUUCAUUCUCUUGCCAGUUUUUGAGGUUGCUCGAAUGAAGAAAGGUAAUGAUGCCGGGAUGUUUAGGCAGUUGGAAGAAAUUUUAUUUGUUGAUGGCUACCCUGGUUAUCAACACCUGAUGCCUACAGCAGAGAACUGCAUGCAUCUUGUUUGUGAAAUAAAAGAAAUUGGAUCAACCAAAUUCUAUAGACUGGAGAAUUCAAAGGUUCUAGCAUGGUUGUGCCAUAAGGUUCAUCAUUUAGAAGCUGUGCUAGCAAAAUUGGACAAAAAUUAUGCUGUUCGAGAAGGAGAUCAGUUAAGGGAUGCUGUCUUUCUAUUGGGGGAAUAUCUGGAGGAGCCUUUGUUCCAGUUGUUGUGCGGUCAUCUAAAGUUAAAUUUCGACGAAGUAUCUUCAAAAGAACCCAAAACUGAAUUUCAUCUCAUUUCUUCAGGGAGUAACAACCCAAAUACUUUCCAUCCUACACAGAUGAAAGACCAGAAUGGAAAGAAUACAUCUAGUAGUGGGAAAAAAUCAAAGAAGCUCAAAAGUGAAACUGAUUCACAAAACAUCAAGGACAUGUUUCAUAGGGCCUCUAGAAGGGAAUCGAAGUGAGCCUGUGAGUUGGUGAUGGAGCCAUUCCGGUACAAUGAAUUGCUUAUCCUUAAUGUCGCCUGACGUACUAGGCAUUCUGCACGGCUCAGGCAUUGUUUUUAACAUCUCAAUCGAGUAAUGCAGUUUUCCACUAAGAAAGGACAAUUUUAGAGGAAUUCAAUAUUUUAUGUGUUAGCUUCAGAUGAUUGUGGGAAUGCCAGCCAAUUGAAUUUGUAAGCUCUUGGUAUUAUGUUAAAUAUGUGCAUCAGCAGUUGUAGAAUUACUGAUUUCAGAUGGAUUAUGUGUUACUGCAUAACAAACUUACAUUUAAUGUUUUUGGUGCAACAUCAUAUUUUCUUU
This is a messenger RNA of Dioscorea cayenensis subsp. rotundata (Guinea yam), 1337 nucleotides long. RefSeq names its product ribonuclease H2 subunit B. Gene Ontology annotation, cellular component: ribonuclease H2 complex; nucleoplasm. The record is from RefSeq and is a predicted model, not a curated record. The transcript is spliced from 10 exons. NCBI's taxonomy places the organism in Eukaryota, Viridiplantae, Streptophyta, Magnoliopsida, Dioscoreales, Dioscoreaceae. Gene Ontology annotation, biological process: ribonucleotide metabolic process; RNA catabolic process. Bases 147 to 998 code for a protein of 283 amino acids.